GCAUACACUGACACACAUCCAGGGUCCGUAACACAAAGGUUAGCAAUUAAUAGUACGCUCGAUUUUCACGAUUGGUUGUACAUUGUAGUCAAUGGAAUUAAUCGUAGAAAAAUGUUCUAUGAUCAUUACUAAGCUUUGUGUUACGGGUUUAUUUUUUUAUUUUUGGUGUGUACGUGUGUGUUCUCGCUAACACCAAUAUACAUUGUCGGUGAUAGAACUUGGAGUAGACAGUAGACGAAGUGAAUCCAAAUUCCAUACAGUUCUGACAAUAGAUGUGAUACAACCGAGAAUCGUACCUCAUUCAUAUCGUUUGCGUAUAUAUCUGCGAUUGCUCGGACUAUGUGAAGGCCCUUCCAUCGGAAUUUAUUAAAGUAUUAAUUGAGUAAACCAUGGAACGAAUCGAUGUCGACACCCUCUGCAGGGACGCCAAGGGUAACUAUUAUAACAUUCAUAUGACAAAGCACACCCAAGGUCCCCUCCUAGAAGUUUUAGAUAGUAUCCGUAAUUUCAUCUUCGAUACAGCCAUUAGUGGUACUGACAUCAUAUGGACGGGUUGGGAGGAAGUGAUGCCGGGCGACUUCGUAUACUGGAUUCAUCCUGGAAGCCACCUGUAUGUUUUCUUAGACGCGGAGGCGGCUCAACAUACUUACAACUCCCUCUGCUUUACCAGGAACGGCAACCAGAUUACUAUUACCAACUUUGGCCCGUUCGGUUGGAAUAAGGGUUGCACACAAAAGUUCUCAAAAAAAGGCGGUGAGCUGGUCGCAAGGGAUCAGCUGCAUGAUGAGGCCGUUGUGGCUGCAACAAUUGCUGCAAAGGAGGGGCUAAAGUAUUUAACUAAAGAUGAGCCAGUUCUUAGAUUCGCAUCGGGAAUGAUCUUCAGUGCAUUGCGUGCAAGCGAUGGCGAUUUAGCAGGAGCCGGUUUAGAAGCUUCUGCUGCAGCGGCUCCGCUUGUGUUAGGUAAAGGAACUGCCGCAUCUCACGUAACUAACAUGUUUGAAACCGCGCUUUUAAUGAAAGACCUCUACGACGCCAUGAAGUAAGUCAAAGGGCAAACAUGAGUAUUAAAAACCCCAUUCACUCACAUGUUAAAUCA
Lytechinus variegatus (green sea urchin) is the source of this 1096-nucleotide messenger RNA. RefSeq lists its product as uncharacterized. The coding region runs from base 390 to 1043 and encodes 217 amino acids. The transcript has 2 exons. NCBI's taxonomy places the organism in Eukaryota, Metazoa, Echinodermata, Echinoidea, Temnopleuroida, Toxopneustidae. The record is from RefSeq and is a predicted model, not a curated record.